GUGCUGCAGCCCGCAGCUGAUCCCGGCGCUCAGCGGACUGCGAGACCCAGGAGCCGGAGCCGAUCGAGCGUUGCACAGCACGGGUUGGCGCGUCUGUGGGGGAUCUGCUGUGCUCGCUAGCCAAGCAUGCUGAGGUCGGACCUGCCCAGCCCUAGAGUAGAACCCUUGGCCGGAUGGAAAAUCCAUAAGAGAAAGCUCCUGUGAAAAGCUCACUCCGACGCGGACUUCAGUGCGGCCAGCUAGCCAUCUCACUGUUUCCAGCGUCCUUGGGAGUUCCGGAGUCCCCUGCUAACACGCUGACUGUCGCUAUGGGCAGAAGGUGCCCCCAGGCUCGAGGGUGUCCAAGCAGCUCAUAUUGCAAAUUAUAACCGAUUUCUGACACCGUUGCUGACGCCCAGAAAUCCAUGUCAGAAGUACUUCCAGCUGACUCAGGUGGUGUCACCUUGGCAGUGUUUAUGGCCAGCAGUGGAACCACAGACGUUGCAAACCGGAACAGCCCAGCCACACCACCCAACACCCUUAAUCUCCGUUCCUCCCACAAUGAACUGUUAAACGCUGAGAUCAAACACUCAGAUGCCAGGAACAGCACACCCCCCAAAUGCAGGAAGAAAUAUGCACUGACUAACAUCCAGGCGGCCAUGGGUCUCUCAGAUCCAGCCGUACAGCCUCUGCUGGGAAACGGCUCUGCCAACAUCAAACUGGUGAAAAAUGGGGAGAACCAACUCCGCAAGGCUGCAGAACAGGGGCAGCAGGACCCCAACAAAAACAUCAGCCCCACAGGGGUCAUCAACCUAACUUCCGAGAAGCUGGAGGUUAAAGAUCUCCACCCACCGGAGUCCUCAGGCUGUGAGAUUUUGCCCUCCCAGCCCAGGAGAACUAAGAGCUUCCUCAAUUACUAUGCAGAUCUAGAAACCUCGGCUAGAGAGCUGGGACAGAAUCUGGGCCCCUGCCAAGGGGUCGGGGAGGAGAAAGCCCAGCCAGGCCCAGGCCAGGCCCCUGUAGUCAUUGGGAAUGGUGAUUUGCUCCUGCAGAAACCAGACAGACCCCAGUCCAGCCCAGAGGAUGGCCAAGUAGCCACAGUGUCAUCCAGCCCAGAGACCAAGAAGGACCACCCUAAAACAGGAGCCAAAACUGACUGUGCGCUCCACCGGAUCCAGAACCUGGCACCGAGUGAUGAGGAAUCCAGCUGGACAACACUGUCCCAAGACAGCGCCUCCCCCAGCUCCCCGGAUGAAACAGCAGAUCUCUGGAGUGACCAUUCAUUUCAGACCGAUCCAGAUUUACCGCCGGGCUGGAAAAGAGUCAGCGACAUUGCCGGGACCUAUUAUUGGCAUAUCCCGACAGGAACGACGCAGUGGGAACGACCUGUCUCCAUCCCAGUGGACCUCCAGGGCUCUAGGAAAGGGUCACUUAGCUCUGUAACGCCAUCUCCCACCCCAGAGAAUGAGAAACAGCCAUGGAGUGAUUUUGCUGUUCUGAAUGGGGGAAAGAUUAAUAGUGACAUUUGGAAGGAUUUGCACGCAGCCACAGUUAACCCAGACCCCAGUCUGAAAGAGUUCGAAGGGGCCACGCUACGCUAUGCAUCCUUGAAACUCAGAAACGUCCCUCAUGCUGAUGACGAUGAUUCUUGUAGCGUCAACAGUGACCCAGAAGCCAAGUGUUUUGCUGUGCGCUCUCUGGGCUGGGUAGAGAUGGCAGAGGAGGACCUUGCCCCCGGGAAGAGCAGCGUUGCCGUCAACAACUGCAUCCGGCAGCUUUCCUACUGCAAAAAUGACAUCCGAGACACAGUCGGCAUUUGGGGAGAGGGCAAAGACAUGUAUCUGAUUUUGGAAAAUGACAUGCUCAGCCUGGUGGACCCCAUGGACCGCUCCGUGUUACACUCCCAGCCCAUCGUGAGCAUCCGCGUGUGGGGUGUGGGCCGAGACAAUGGCCGAGAGAGGGAUUUUGCUUAUGUCGCAAGAGACAAGGACACGAGGCUUCUGAAAUGUCACGUGUUUCGAUGUGACACACCAGCAAAAGCCAUUGCCACCAGUCUCCACGAAAUCUGUUCCAAGAUUAUGGCUGAACGGAAGAAUGCCAAAGCUUUGGCCUGCAGCUCCCUACAGGAGAGGACCAACAUGAGUCUCGACGUCCCUCUGCAAGUAGAUUUUCCAACACCAAAGACAGAGCUGGUGCAGAAGUUCCACGUGCAGUACCUGGGCAUGUUACCUGUAGACAGACCUGUCGGCAUGGACACCCUGAACAGUGCCAUAGAAAAUCUUAUGACCUCAUCCAGCAAGGAGGAUUGGCCUUCGGUGAACAUGAACGUGGCGGAUGCCACUGUGACCGUCAUCAGUGAGAAGAACGAAGAGGAAGUCUUGGUGGAGUGCCGAGUGCGGUUUCUGUCCUUCAUGGGCGUCGGGAAGGAUGUGCAUACAUUCGCCUUCAUCAUGGACACUGGGAACCAACGCUUUGAGUGCCACGUGUUUUGGUGUGAGCCGAACGCUGCCAAUGUGUCAGAAGCCGUCCAGGCUGCCUGCAUGUUGCGAUACCAGAAAUGCUUGGUAGCCAGGCCACCUUCCCAGAAAGUUCGACCCCCGCCCCCGCCCGCGGACUCCAUGACUAGAAGAGUCACAACUAAUGUAAAACGAGGGGUCUUGUCUCUCAUUGACACUUUGAAACAGAAACGCCCCGUCACAGAAGCACCCUAGCAGCUCGGGGCUCGAAGGAUUCUGUCACUUUUACCUGAAAAACAUCAAACAGCUCCACUAAAGAAGCUGACGGCUGGCCUUCCAUUCAGUUGCUGAUGCUUUGUCUCCAGAGAAUUUUAUCCUUAAGCAAACAGUGUUCAACAAGCAUGUGAUCUCGUCCUGCCGCCAUCAUGUGAUAUGAAAAGAAGCAUGAGUUUUUGUUUUGUUUUGUUUUGUUUUUCUGUUAAGUUACAUCAUGAGGAGUGGGAGGUCUUUUUCUUAUUGUAAAUAUUGUGAACAGGACUUCACACACACUCAGAAGGAUGGGGCCACACCCUUCCGAGAGAACGAACGCUGCGCGCUUGGAGUGAACAAUGCCCAAGUUCAUUUCUCUGUCCUCUGGAUUGGAACUGCCACAAGCAACGUUGGGGUCCCUCGGCACUGUGCCCUGUUUUCGGCUUUUCACACAGUCAGACCCUGAGUUACAGAUACCAUUGAAUUGCUCUCAAAAAUAAGGUGACACAUUUGGGUUUCAGUUUUUCAUAAAAGUGAACCUGUCAGUUGACAGAUAUUGGCUGUUGGCAUCAAUCCAGACAUCACCCAGCCAUUUUCCUCAGCGAGCUUUCUCAUGCAUGGACACGGUUUCAUGUCUCCAGCUGUUUGGGGUGCUGGGCAAAGGAAAACUUUAAAAUUGAUAGAAAACUAAAUUUGAGGAGUUAAAAUCAAGCAAAAAAAAAAAUAGCCUUUCUUUUCAGAUGGUUUUCAAACUGGUUGCUUAAAAAAGAGAGAGAGAUUAACAGUCAUCGUGCAUUUGGGAUGGGACGUAUUUCAAACUUCUGCCUUACAUUGUACAAUGCAGCUAGAGAAUUCAAGUAUACUAUGGCCAUUCUCUACCCACACCUGAAAAUGAAAUGUUCCUACACUUUCCAUCCUUAGUUUGAUAACGAGCUAAUAUGCACUUUAGAGUUGAGGAAAUGUCAUUUAUAUCUCUGUCUCACACACACACACACACACACACACUAUGGUUUUAGAUUUCCACUGUCUGACUCUUGUUCACAUCCUGGAGGUAAAUGUCCUCCUAGGAUUUCCAAUCUGCUACCACCUUUCUCUGUGCUUUUUGUCCAGAAAGCUGUCUACCCAUCAUAUCUUGUCCAUGGCAACAAUUUAAGUUGUACUUUUCUUGAAUUUAUGUAUUCAAUGUUAGAAAUUUGGUAAGACUUGACUAAGUAUGUUUUAAUAUUUCUAUUUUUCCAUUUUACUUUCAAAAGAUUUUUUUUCUUCUCUGAACAAAAUAUACACAGAAAUAAUGGAUUGUUUGAUAAUGUCCCCCAGAUAUCAUUUUCUUGCCUCUUUUUAUGUAGCUAAGAAACCUAACUAUAAAGAUACACCAAUUUAGACUCUUGUUGACAUUAUUUUAAAAAGAAGUUGCAAAGGCGAUCAAUCUUAAUAUUAUUCUUGUUGACUUUUAGUGUCAAAAUUAAUAUCAUUAUAAAAGUAAUGCUUUAUGUUUAUACACUGCUUUGCAGCUGUUGGGAAUGCUUUCACCAGUUUUAUCACAUUUGAGCCUUAUGAGGUAGAAGAGGUACUGAACUCACUGAAGAAAUCAAAAUGCACAGUGUUUUGUAUUAAGAGGCUAAGUGGCCGAGGGUCUCACCAAAGUUCCUGAGAGCCAGAAUUAGGACCCACGUCUCCCAGCUUUGCCACAGUAUGCCUCCUCCACACAGUCAGGAAGACCCUUCACAAAUGCCUCCUCCACACAGUCAGGAAGACCCUUCACAAAUGCCUCCUCCACACAGUCAGGAAGACCCUUCACAAAUGCCUCCUCUACACAGUCAGGAAGACCCUUCACAAAUGACUCUGGGUCCAGACAAAGAACAGGUAUUGAAAAUACUGUCAGGCAAUUUCAGAAUUCCCGUGUGUGUUAAGGAAAAUGUCCAGUGGCAUUUGUUGUUAAGACCAUUGUCCUUUCUUAGUCCAGGACUGUGUUCCUCAAAAAUGUUGUAGAGGACAAAUGUCUGUCCUCGGCCUCCUGUUCCAAGCUGAGAUUUUCUAGAAAUUACAUUACGUUGUGGUAAUCACAAGAGUGUGAUGAAGUGAGUGAGUAUCUUCCACCCGUGGGUCCCUCAGAAAACCCGUAGAGUCAGAUGCAGAGGACCUGGACUGUUUGCUGGCAUCCGCACAUUACUGUAAAAGUGAUGUUACUUGAGAAAAUGCAUUAACACUUGGUGCCAACUUGCACACUAGCUGAAGUAACUGGUGCCUCCUGAGACCUGUCUGCGUUCAGAAAACCUUAUUGUGCCCAGAGAAAAACUGUUCAGAAUCCCGUUCUCAUGGUCUCUCAUUUUGAGCUCCACGGUGAAAUGUUUUAAUGCACUCCGCUUCAAAACUCUAAAGUCAUCCAUGUUUCUAUAGGAAGACUCUACCCCAAACCCUGUUCGUUUUUUGAGACAUACAUUUGUUUGCUUUCAGGAUCAAGAAUACUGAGCUAGCUUUAAGUAGCAGACUGAUUUCUAUAUGCAAUUUUAGGAUGCGGUAAGAUGAAUGGUAGCCUUUACCCCAUGAAACACUCUUACUGCAGGUCUUUUGUUUCGAAAAUAGCUUUGCGUACUAACUGCAGGUUGAUUUUAUAAAAUUUGUUAUGUUAAACAAUAUGUUCAGACAACUUUCUGCCAUGGCCAAAAAGUAUGUAUGAAAGUAUGUUUGCAUUUGUCUGUGAAAGGAUGCCAAUGUUUUCCCUGAGAUCUUAGUGAUACUUCGGUUAUCUAUGCAUUCUGUAUAUCUGUGAUUCGGUGAACAGGCAGCCGCGGUCACUAUAUGCCUUGUGUGUCUUAUCAUUUUUUUAAUUAACUUGUUAAAUACAGCUUAAAAUAUUUUUAUUUUAUUUAUUCUAUUUUUACUGAAAUAUACUGCAUUGUUGUGUUAAUGUGUUCUCUUUCCCGGGUAUAAUGUCAGUGUACCCGGAUCUAAGUAAUCUCAGUGAACUACAUCGCCUCAACGGUGGCUUUGUAAUGAUUUGUAGUCACAUUUCUAUUGGACUAUGUAGAAGCAAGGGCAAAACGCUUAAAGUUCCUUUUAUUUUUUAAAAGCAACUAGGUAGAUGUGCUCUUCCCACCUUACCUGUGUUCCUUGGCAUCAUCAACGUGGUAGCCAACAUGCCUAUGGCUAAGGACUUUCCUUUGUAGACUAAGGCACUGUGUGGUGCUUCAUUUUUAUAUCCUUCAUAAAGCGUGUGAUUUCAUCAGAGAGAUACACGUAUCUCCAUGUGCCCUUUGUUUCCACCUGGAUUCAAGAUCACCUACAGCUAAUUAGAACCAUUGUUUGGUUUGUCUGUCUGUCUUAUUGCAUGAAGGGACAUUAGACCCAUUUCCAUUAAAACAAAUUCUUGGUGAUACAA
Molecule: messenger RNA, 6063 nt
Organism: Peromyscus leucopus (white-footed mouse)
Lineage: Eukaryota; Metazoa; Chordata; Mammalia; Rodentia; Cricetidae
Gene: Apbb2
Product: amyloid beta precursor protein binding family B member 2
Exons: 18
Coding region: 405-2690 (761 amino acids)
Biological process (GO): regulation of DNA-templated transcription
Cellular component (GO): cytoplasm; nucleus
Molecular function (GO): amyloid-beta binding; transcription factor binding
Source: RefSeq, a predicted model, not a curated record